Molecule: messenger RNA, 969 nt
Organism: Zootermopsis nevadensis
Lineage: Eukaryota; Metazoa; Arthropoda; Insecta; Blattodea; Termopsidae
Source: RefSeq, a predicted model, not a curated record
UGUACUCUCAUUUGUGAGGUUAUAUGAUGGCUCUGCUCGCUGAGACAUCGAACGUCGUAAUCAUUACCAUGUUUCUGCUAGUGACAACGCGGACGUUGUCAUGUGAUGUAAAUAAUGGUACGUCCUCUCAUCGUGAACGACGUGCCUUGGUGUUCCCAACUGGAACGGUCUUGCAGCUUACCGUGGGGAUGUCAACGCCAGCGAGUAUCCCAAACAGGACCCUCGCCCUUUCCUUCGGAGUUCAAAUGGUCUUCUCUAUGCCGACUAACGCAACGUUGUGGCAUACGGCACCCGAGAUAAUGGGGAAACGAGAAAUCUCCAAAAAAGCAUUGCUGGGCGUUUACGUGCCGCUAGAAGCAUUCCUGGAAGACCAUGGUUUUGAUGGUCGAACAUGUCUCCUCAAAAGUAUAUGUGAAGCAGCUCAUUCGCCAUUCUACCAUGAGGAAAUGCACCUUCUCGAAGAAAUUAUGCACGCUGUUUUAACGCCUUCGAAAGAUGUCCCGCCUUCUGAGACACACUGUAGUGAUAACUCCUAUGUCAUGCAGUAUCUGCCCCUUGAGAAACAAUAUCUGGCUGCAGAAUGCCUGGGGAAGUCUGACGGUGAUUGUGGAGCUGCAUACCAGGACUGCCCUCUGUCUCCUCUGGAUUAUAUCUCGCAAAAAAUAUAUUUCGAAAUAUUUUAGGAAUAAAACGACUCUGGGGCUACCUCUAACAAUUAUAACACCAGUCUUAAAGCUCUGAAGUUAUUGUUAAUCUUAGAGCUAUAUUGUUUUUUAGUAUAUUUUCUAUUAUGCAUUGAUUGUGCGUUGGGUAGGGAUUAGGAGUUUAUGUCUGGUUUCAGAGUUAUGCAUUUUAUCAUGGAAAUUAUCAAGAAUCUAGAAUAGUUUAUGGUGCAUAUACAACAUUUUCUAUGUAGCCUAUGUAUUCGACUACAGAACACAGUUGCAAAAGAUUAAAUAUCACGAUCGU